UGUCACGACGUUCAACAUAAAUAUGUGAAAAGUUUUAAAGUCAUUGUUGAUACGCCCUUUAUGUGUUGGAAUUCGAGGACCGGCGUGUCAGAACAUAUUGUUCUUUGCCUCAAGGCAUGUGUGUAGGCGUGCAGUAGAAUAAAUGUGAUUUAUAUGGAUUCUUCGGAUGAUUUUUGUAAUUUAAAUUGAUCAAAUAAUAUUAAGAAGAUGCCAAGUCGUGGCUUCUUCUCGUGGGGUAAAAGUCGCCCACAAAACGAUGUGGUGGAGCCCAAGGUGACGAAUAUCCAGCCACGUGAGCCUCGAGAAUUUCAUCGCCAGCCUCCCGGUGUUUACCACGGGCCUAAGCGGAGUGCUGCAUCGCCUUCCAACAGCCAUAACGGAAAAUCCGGGACUUCGUUUGUCCGAGCUUCAUCCCAGAAUGAUUUGAAUAAACCCAUUGAAACCAACUCGAAAAGACCUCACCGCAAUGGCUCCCAAUUUAGUUCUCCUCUGCACAACAUGCCGCCGUACAUGCACAAUAUUCCGCCACAUCUUUUACCUCACUUUCAGCCCCGUAACCAUGUUGGUCACAACACCAGACCUCACUCCGUGUACUGGGACCAACAUAAUUUCCCUCCUCAGUUGCUCAGCGAUGACAGACCUGGCGGCAGGUACAUAGAUAACAGCCUGCCUGGACACAUGAAUCAGCAGCGCUAUAGCUCCACCUUUGACGUGUCAUCGAGGAAUCCUCCUAAAACUAAUGAAAGAACUGCUCAAGUUCAUCCUUUUAACCACAAGCACAGCAAAAACCACGUGAGUUCAUCGGCUGUCGACGUGAGAUACCACAGCAGGGAUAAUUUGGUUGAUGGCGGCCCGGUACACAAAGAUCGCAAGUCCGAGAAGACGAAUAACGUGAGUUCCGGUCCACCUGUAGCGGAGACUGACCCUAGCUCUGCCAUUAGUACAUUACCCCCUUACUGGGUUGCUAACGAACAAAUCAAUGAUUCCACUAUUAAUAGCAGUAAAGGUAAAUAUUCCAAGAGUAAAAAUGCUAAAAAUAAAAGUAAAAAAUCUGAGAAGACUAAGGAGAAUAAGAAUAAGAAGGAUAAAAAAUCAAAGAAAAGUGAAAAAAGUAAUUUAAGUCAUGAAAAGAAAGCUAAACUAUACAAAAGUCACGAGGAACUGAGAUCGUCCUAUGAUCACGGUAUUCAAAUGCAAACUAUCGAAGACAUGGAAAGAGUUAUGGCAAUGGAGAAGCAGAGAAACAGAGACGGCGGUCUAAAGCUUGGAAAAUUAGAGAAGGCCAAGACACUUGAGAGGCUUGAUAACAUUGAGAGUAUUGACGACGACGAAGAUGAUGGUUACUUCUCAAGGAGAGAUCGUGGCCUGAGCUACAGCACCGACUCUGACAGACGAAGCACCCAUGAGAUGCGUGAGAUUGACACCACGGAGCAUCACUGGAUAGAAGAACAAGAACGCAUGAGGCGCAGUGUCGAGAACAUCGCGUUCAGAAAAGCCGAGCUCAAGGUUGUGCCAUCGCCCAAAGCCCUUGACUACGAUGACGGGUCUACGUUGUACGCCCAUAAUCCCACUGUUGAAGUGACCUUAUGUGAUACCCUGGAUGGCAGGCAGUCUCUCGUAAGGGACGACAAGAAAGUCAAAGAGCGCUUGGCCCACGAGGAGGCCGCACGUCUCCAGCAAGACCAGCAGGAAGUACUGGAGAGGGAGGCUGCUCUCGCAAGUGACGCACGAAAGAAAGACGAGGAGAGGAAGCAACAUGAGUAUCAACUUAACCAGCUGAAAGUUGAUCCCGAGUUGAUCUUCACGAAGCAGGAGCGAAUUGGCAAGGGCAGCUUCGGUGAAGUAUACAAGGGCCUGGACAACAGAACCCAGCGAGUCGUUGCCAUAAAAAUAAUCGACUUGGAAGAGGCUGAGGAUGAAAUCGAAGACAUUCAGCAAGAGAUCAUGGUGCUCUCACAGUGCGACUCCCCGUUCGUCACCAAAUACUAUGGCUCUUAUCUUAAAGGCACGAAGUUAUGGAUCAUCAUGGAGUACCUGGGAGGCGGGUCUGCGCUGGACCUGAUGAAGGCUGGCAGCUUUGAGGAGAUGCACAUCAGCGUCAUAUUGAGGGAGGUGCUUAAAGGUCUCGACUACCUUCACAGUGAGCGCAAACUCCACAGAGAUAUCAAAGCGGCCAAUGUUCUCUUGUCGGAAAUGGGCGACGUAAAGCUAGCGGAUUUUGGAGUGGCCGGGCAACUCACGAACACGACCAGCAAACGCAACACGUUCGUCGGCACGCCUUUCUGGAUGGCGCCUGAAGUGAUCAAGCAGAGCGCCUACGACUCCAAGGCGGAUAUUUGGUCACUGGGCAUCACGGCGAUCGAGCUGGCAAAAGGAGAGCCCCCCAACAGCGACCUUCACCCCAUGCGUGUGCUGUUCCUCAUCCCCAAGAACAACCCUCCCCAACUCACGGGCAACUACAGCAAGCAAUUCAAGGAGUUUGUCGACUCUUGUCUCAAUAAAGACCCUGAAAAUAGACCGACUGCCAAAGAACUUCUCAAAUAUCCGUUUAUCCGCAAGGCCAAGAAGAACUCGUACCUCAUCGAUCUAAUUGAUAGAUAUAAAGUUUACAAGAGAAAUAAAACCGAUUCAGACACCGACUCUGACCCCUCAGACUCGGAAGAGAGCCAAACGACGAGCGACAUGGAGAGUCCGGCUUGGAACAUGACAGUGAAGGGCCUCCCCUCCGUACCCACCUACCCCGACCACUCGUCCCCACCUCAUUCUCUGCCUUCUAUUAACUCGAACGUCUCCUCAUCUCCUACUAAAGGCCGCUCGGACAGCUCGCCUGUCAGAGACAACGGAAUGCUCUACAGCGACACGCCCAAUUCUAGUUCCAUCUCGUCCUCAAGUAAAGAGUCUUUGGACAACAGACGAGACCUCACAAGUUCUCAAAACAACCUCCGCGAGAACUCCUCGAAUCUUAUACGCGACCUGCGCGACGAGUCGCCGGUGCGUCGCACGUCGCGCACCAGCAACGGCAGCGCCGGCAGCAGCAGCGCGAGUUCUGCGGCCUCCGCCAACAACCAAUCACCACAACGCGACGGUCCUUCUAGCGCGCAUCACAACCACGUUCAGGAUGGCUCAUCACCUCUCCACCACAACUAUCGUAAUAGCAAACAAUCAGAUCAGCUGCACUCACCAUCGUCCUCCACAUCAUCAUCCUCAUCUCAACUGAAGCAGCAGCCAUCUUCUCUGCAGAAGCACCAGAUAGGCAGAGGCUCUGCGAGUAGCAAGUCGUUCAUGCACGGCGUGUUCUUGCCUCUGGUACGAGAGGCGUACGUCGCUACCAGCAACAAUAGCAGCAAUAACAGCAGCAGCCUCUCAGAACUGUGCACGUCGCUGGAGUCCUGCGAGCGCAGCAGUCCCGGUGUAACUGAGUGCCUCGUUAGGGAACUCUUCUUGGCCUUGCAUCCUGAGUUGUCCAGCGCUACAGUUCUUAAUCAAGUUAUUAGCAAUAUGAGGCGAUAAACACUUCUAACACUUCUUUCAUUUCUAGGGUAAAAUGGUACUUUGAUAUGCGUGAUAAGUUGGAAUGUAGAGUAGGAGGCGAUAGGCAACGAGGAAUAUAUUGCGUUAAUUCCUGGCACAGCAAACCAAUCUAAUAAAUUUGAGGUACACUGAUGUUCGUUGGAGAGCGGAGAAGCACUAUUGCUUUUUAGAUUAUAUGUAGUGAGCGAUUACGUACGUAGAUCGUUCGCUACUACAUCGAUUUUUCUUCUUAAAUAAAUCAUGUAUUUAAUUAUCGGUUGGGACAUUUUCAAUGAUGUGGAUAAAACUUAGGCAGUCAUGAAUUGUAACGGAACCAUUUUCAUAAUGUAUCGUAUGAAGGGGUCGUGCGCGUUCUUAAAUUUACUUCUUGUUACACCUCUGUUUUCAAGGCAGUAAUUAGUAGUCAAGUUUUAUUGCAUUUUUACUUUACCUGAUGUUGGAUUCGAUCCAAUAAUUUGAUCCAAUCCAGCAAGAAAGUCAUCUAUGAGGCGGGAUUUGAGGGGUUCAACUUUUUUUUGUAUAUUAUUUUUCGCUACCAUCAUCGCGUGUGUGUGCUCCAGCAAUGUUAGAAUGUGGCCCUGACAGUCAAAAUUAAGCUUUUGUUUUGAGUUUUUAUGUUGUUUUAUUUGCAUUGAAACGCGCUUUGAUGGAGUGUGAUGGCCGCAAUUGAAACGAUCCUGACAGUCAUUUAAUUUAAUAUUCGAGUUUCUAUACAAAGAUACCAAUUCUCUCCCCCACUCCCAUGUGCAGUUCAUAACAUUCCGCCUGAGCGGCUAGUUUAAAGCAUGCUGGUAAUGUUCCGUUAGUUGACAAAAACAAUAGCAAGGGUUCUUUCCAGGUUGCAGUUAAAUGCUGUUGAAUUUCUCAGGAGAGAAACUAGUUAUGUUAAUGUACUCCUCUACAUUCAUUUAUUCAGGUGCAUCAUCUUUUUUCGAAUUUGGGAGAUUUUUUUAGCAUAUAACCACAGUGGUUCGUCGAGAUUUUCUGUUAUUUUUAUUUGAUGGAUUUCUACUCAAUGAUUUGAGUGUUAAAGCUUCUUAAGUUUUACCAUCAUGAAUGAAUUGAGGCAUUUUCCUUCUGUCUGGACUGAACCAUUCAUUCCGCUUGCGAAUGUUUUGCAGGCCGGUGUUACGCAAGUCUUUUAACUUGAUUUUUGCGACUGCUGGCAAAAUCUUCAUUGUAGGUUACUAAUUAAGUAAUUCGUUCUCUGAUAAAACGGAAGCUAAUGAAAGCAAGGUUAUACCUGACGCUAUAUUUUCGCAUUACGGACUUGGAUUUCAGUCUCGGUUUUGUUUGAAGUCGAUGCGCUGCUUUAUUGAUGCUACUUAAUUUCAUUCCUGCUUUGAAAGAGCUCUCGACUCGCAUACCUGGAGUUGGUUGGUUUGUUGCUGUGCGACGACCGCCUUGGAAACCAACUUACCAUAUCAAUAAAGCUAUUGGAAAUGUCUUUGAGAUGCGUUUUUUUUUUUUUUUUGCUCAACAGCUAUGAUUGUAAAGUUUUUCUCGUUGAGGAAUUUUCGUUGUCUUGCUUGAUUGUGCGCGGUCAUUCAGUAUUUUUCAGUCCGAAGGCGCGAAACUGAAUGUUAACAGAACAACAUGCAAAGGUGUCCUUUUUGUAAGAUUUCGUUUCAGCAUGCACGAUUUCAAAGAUGGCAUCUCGAAAUUGGUUUUCUUUGCAUAAAGCCGCGGCCUCACGAUUUGUCAAAUUAAUUUUUGAGAAAAUCGAGAGUAUUCUGGAUUAAGACCGCGAGAGCUCCUUCCCUUGUAGAUUACGCAAGUGCCUAUUUUGUAUAUUUUGUAUCAUCAUUUCACGGUAUCAGGUAACAUGAUUUAUGUAUUUGAUUAAAGCAUCCCUAUUAUAAUCGUUUUAAUUGCUAGGUGCCUAGCCAAUUAUAAUUUUUACGAUUAAACUUAGUUGUACAGAAUGUAUGUGGGAAGUAGUGCGAUAGGCAACUGCAUUAGUGCUCGGAUACUUUCGAGACUGUAUUUAUCUUCUACUUUUUUAUUUGUCUGUUGUGUAAUUUAAACGGUAAUUUAUACAAUUUCUUUCUGCCAAGUUUCCACUGUCAACGUCACGUCUUUUAUAGAAUUCUGAAGCCAAAGCCCUGUAAUGUAGCCACACGUAAAAGAUUGGAACAUGCUAUUGUACGCUGGGCUGCCCAUCGUGUGUUCUAGUUGCUGCCAAUUUGUCGUGGUGUUCAUCACAACACGUCACCGUUUUAGUAUUCUGUACGAUGAAGUUCUCUAAAUCUUCUGACGUAGCUUUUAUGGUCAUGACACUUGCCUUUAUAACGUAGCAAAGUUUUUGGUCCUGAUAGAGUAGAAGUUGCGUUAGUUCUUCGUGGUUUUCAAGCUUCUAUUUCACUUUAAACAGUCACUCGUGAGUUCUCGUGUUUUUCUGAAAUCUUAUUAGAUGUUAACUUCAAUGUUAGGAAUGAUUUCAUGAAACUUCAUCGCCGGAAUAUAUCAGAUGCCGGUGGUGUUCAGUGGAUUGUUGAACGUGCUUCUCGGUGCUCCGUUCUGUGGAGUAAGAGAGGUGACAUGAUAUGUGACUUCCAUAACAUAAGUCCAAUGUUAAGUAGUUACCUCUGUCGUGUUAACGUCUUGACAUAUGCUGGAAGGUCUUUUGACGACUACCGCUUAAAAUAUUUACCAUUUACCUUGUGCGUGAAUUCCUGCGUGUAUAAUUGUGGAAUUUAACGUUCGAUACAAUAUCUAUUUUGAUGAGAGUCGUAGUAGAAUCUAAUGUAUGAGUGUUGCUUGUUAUGAUGAUGCUGGCUUGUUUCUUGCGAUGGUUUGCUCUCUUUGGGAAUCAUAAGAUAGCGUAAGUUUAUCGAGCUGCUGUCGGGAGCAACAAGCACUGGCAUCUAUGCCUAAUUCUAUUUGUUGUACGUGUCUCUACUUACGUCUGGCUUCACAUUAAUGACCUCUCCUUAAACCGUGCGAACCUUACUUCUUGUUUCCAUGUGUAGUGUCGAUGUUUCUUCAGACUUGCUGCUACCAUCAAUAAUCUCUCAUAGGAAUACUGUUCAGAUGUGAGUGACGCUACAAACGUCGUAAAGGUGCGAGAAAAACAUGUUCGCGCCGUUUACGGUGGUUCAUUCGUAAGUGCUGGACGUCAAUAUAAAUAUUACAUCGGGUAAUACCAAGAUGAAAAUUAAAUAUUAAUCUGUAUUCUUUUGUUUUGACAAAAUUGUAAGAGAAUAUACUUAUUUUUAGUUCAGACUAAAAUAUAAAGUUUUGAUUUAUUUUUUCUUAAAUUGCCGAACUUAUUAGGUGUCAAAUCGAAAUUCUAUUGACAGAUGAGCUACAAAAUUAAUCUCGAACCUGUUUCUUUUCUCUUUGCAGUUACUAAUUCAUUAUUGAUGGUUAACCAUUUCACUGUCUUAGUUUUGAUUAUAAAAUAUGAUAUAUUAUGUUCAUUCUCUUUUUGUUGAUCGGAUUUUUAGUAGGAAUUCUUUUAGACGUUUCUCACAAAUUGCCCCAACUUCUAACAAUUUGUAGUCUAUUAAUUAUCUAUGUUAUCGUGGGCAUUUUAAUCUAGGAAGUGGGAGGCGUUUUCUUGGCCUGAUAAUCUUUCUUUGAACACGAUUAGUAUAGCUUGAUAUAUUGAACAUAGAAAUUAAUCACUUACAAUCGCACAUGACAAGUGUUUACUUUGUGCCUAAAAUGUUAAUAUUCCUGGAUGUGCUUUUUAUUUAAUGUCAUGUCGAUUCUAAGUUUUAGGUCAGCCAAUUCUUUGAUGAUCACUGGAAGGAUUUAUAAGGCGAGCAUAUCUUCUACAGAUCCUAGCCAGCUGGAGUGAGGCGUUGUAUUCAUUAUUCAUGUUUGUUUCUUGCAACAACCCUUGCCAAUUGUUCCAUACUGAACUCGCAUCCUGCAGUCAUGAAGCUGUUGAGUACUGGUGAUUGUAAAUGAUUUAUCUUGUUAGAAAGUAAAAUACUACAUUACACAUUUUUUGUUAAAUAAUGGUUAUGCCUUUCUAUGUACAGUGAUGGUUAAACUAUUCAUAAACUAUUAGAUGAUAUAAAGUUUGA
Hyalella azteca is the source of this 7568-nucleotide messenger RNA. RefSeq names its product serine/threonine-protein kinase 26 (gene GckIII). The transcript has 8 exons. Gene Ontology annotation, molecular function: ATP binding; protein kinase activity. Lineage: Eukaryota; Metazoa; Arthropoda; Malacostraca; Amphipoda; Hyalellidae. Gene Ontology annotation, biological process: protein phosphorylation. The coding region runs from base 208 to 3510 and encodes 1100 amino acids. The record is from RefSeq and is a predicted model, not a curated record.